This is a messenger RNA of Haplochromis burtoni (Burton's mouthbrooder), 2506 nucleotides long. RefSeq lists its product as uncharacterized. Bases 1279 to 2091 code for a protein of 270 amino acids. The record is from RefSeq and is a predicted model, not a curated record. NCBI's taxonomy places the organism in Eukaryota, Metazoa, Chordata, Actinopteri, Cichliformes, Cichlidae. The transcript has 4 exons.
UCACUUAAUAACCAAAGCUAGGAAUGCUGCACAGGCCUUGGACCUUGUCUAGUUUAUCAAAUCGUAGACUGAACGAACCAAGUAAUGUGAAUGACUCCUUUUAUACAUUUCUGUGAAUUAUUCAGAUUCAGUGUCCAAAUAGACCCAGCGACGGCAUUUUGAUGGAUUAAGCCAAGUCACGUCUAAAUGAUGAAAGAGGAUAACACGCUUGCUUGAGUGUAAUUUUCAUAGUAUUCGCCUCUCAAAACAGCAUCAAAAAGAGUUUUUGGCUGAUUGUAAGAUUGUAACACAUGGUUAGAUAGACAUUUUUGCAGUACAGCUGGCUUCUGUGAGGCAACAGUGCUAAGCAAUUUUUGGCCCAUAAAAAUGACAAAACCCAGCUAGUUGUUAAUACUUCAACAGUAAUUUCAUAAUAGAAAACAUUUUUUAGCAGCUCCAUUACACUUUGUGGGUAAAUCUAGAACCUGUGUUUACUGUGAGUAUGAAAUGAAGCUUGUGAAUGGAUAAGAAGUAAGUGACACUUCUAAGCUUGUGUGAAGUACUGUGUCAACAAAGGCUGAGAGUUCAGUCUGUGCACACAUGUGCGUCAGAGUGUCUCAGGUUCAACUGGUUUUGUCCUCAUUAUGUUGUCAUUAUGUGCUCUCUCCAGCACUUUAAAUAGUGUACAGAGUAAACUGUGUACACUAUUUUUUCCCCAUGUAGUUAUUCUAAAAAUCAUAUCUCGUUGAAGUUGUUUACCAAGUUUAUGUGGUUAAUUGCUCAAUUUUUCACUCUAAUGAAGCUUCUAAAGAAGACUUUUUAUAGUGUUUAAUUUUAUUAAGAAAGAUUUUAAUCUUUAUCUAUUUACCUUUUGAUAACUUGGUUAUCUUUAGCUACUCACAGUAAACUACAUUUGGUAUAGUUGGUUGCCUGAAGCUUAAUUAAGACGAUGGCUUGAAUUAUGCACAUAAAAACUAGUCAUGAAGCUGGUUAUUCAGGAUGUGAUGACAGAUGAAAGAUUCAGUUGGCACACCUGAUUAGAUAUUUUUGUUUACAGGUGCAGUCUCGGAGCCAAAGCUCUCAGUGGUUUCGGUUGAAAGAUGUGGGGUGACUGUGCAGUGUGAGGUGAACUUCUGGCCAACAGAGCCUCAGGUAACAUUUCUGGAUCACCAAGGAAACGACAUCCCUGCUCAAGGUUCAGAAAGAGAUCGAGAUGCCAGCGGACGUUUCAUCGUCAAACAAAGAGUUACUCUGCAGGAAGGAAACAGCAGCAUCACCUGCAGGGUUCACCAGCCAGAGAUGAACCAGACCAGAGAGACAAAGAUCCUCAUAUCAGCCACCUGCAGCUCCGACAUUUGCACCGCUGCCUUUGCUGCUGGAGGGUUGGCUUCUGUCUUAUUUUCAGCUAUAUUAGCUCUACUGAUAUAUAAGGAACACAAUAAAUCAACCCAAAAAAAGAAGCGUCUUCACAGGAAGUCAUCAGACCAAAGAAAGAAUAGCAGCACUGAAAAUAUGUUAAACAGUUUAACUGAGCAGCUAAAAGAAAGAUUGGCUGGACUCAAGUCAGAGCUUCAGGAGAAAGAAGAGAUCAUUCGCCAGCUAAAAAGAAAUGAUCAGCCGUCUCGUGCUGUUGCUACCCAGCAUGACCAACCAAUUUGGGGCCUUUUCACGUCCAAACCAGACAUCCCCAAAAAACCUUUCAAUCAUUAUUCUGACCUUGACUCCAACGCUAGUUACUGUGCUGAUGACUAUCAUCCAAAAUUCACAGCUUCAACCAAAACUUACCCUCCAAAAUCUGGCAGCUUACACCACAAAGGUUCACAUUUAGGAGUCAAGAGGCAAAACAGCAAUCCAGCACCGGGCCAACCAAUCCAAAGAAAACAUCGCAACAGAAGUAGUCCUGCUAUUAUGUCUUUAGCGUUACCUAGCUUGUCUUUAACCAGCAAUGCAGAGAAAAUGCUGGACCACAUUAGCAGCUCAAAGAGUGAGGCUGAAGCCCUGCUAGAUCAAGAUGCAUUCUCGCCACUGCAUAGAAGUUAUUCAGCAGGUUCUCAUUUAGCUUGCAGUAAUAACCGCUUUUAUGUACUGGAAGGUUUAACUGAAGAGUCAUGAGCUGCCAAUUCACAAAAGGAGAACAAAAACUGGAAAACUUUCAGUUAACAUCUACUAAUGACUGCAUUUUAGCCAGAUGUUUUACAAGCUUGGCUUCAGAAACUAGAAGAUAUCAACUUAUAGUUCUUCUUUUAUAAGAUUUUCAUUUGGGUGUGCUAUGGGGAAAAAUCCAUAUAAAGCAUGGCUGGCAUGCUGAUGGAUAACACUUAGACAGACGUUCAUGAACCCACUGUUUUAAUUCCUGUUUGCUCUUUGUAUUUUUGUUUAUGGAUGGUUAUUUUUUUUACACCAACAGAUAUUUAAAAGGUAAGAGCUGAAAAUGAAGUCUUGGGUUUUAAGCUAAUGAGCAUUAAACAUAGACUAUUUGAAUUAAUUAGAUUUGGAUGUAUUAUACUAACCAACAUAUAGUCUUGUU